This is a messenger RNA of Jaculus jaculus (lesser Egyptian jerboa), 4885 nucleotides long. It is a transcript of the gene Tshz3, whose product is annotated as teashirt zinc finger homeobox 3. Gene Ontology annotation, cellular component: nucleus. Gene Ontology annotation, molecular function: DNA binding; DNA-binding transcription factor activity, RNA polymerase II-specific. The record is from RefSeq and is a predicted model, not a curated record. The coding region runs from base 40 to 3330 and encodes 1096 amino acids. The transcript is spliced from 2 exons. NCBI's taxonomy places the organism in Eukaryota, Metazoa, Chordata, Mammalia, Rodentia, Dipodidae. Gene Ontology annotation, biological process: regulation of transcription by RNA polymerase II.
CGCCGGCAUCUUGGACAUUAAAGUGGCACCCUGUUGUGUAUGAGAGAGGCCUCGCACACAGCACUUCAUCUUGCAAACCUGCCUUUUCCCCAGAGCCUCCGAGCUGCAUUAGCCUAUGUUUCCGAUGAAUUAAAGGCGGCUGCCCUGGCGGACGACGACGCGGAGCCCGCGGAGCACCCGGCCUCCGAUGGCGAGCCCUCGGCCAAGUACCUGUGCCCCGACAAGGAGCUGGCGAAGGCCUGCCCCAGCUACCAGAACUCGCCCGCCGCCGAGUUCUCCAGCCACGAGAUGGACAGCGAGUCGCACCUCAGUGAGACCAGCGACCGCAUGGCUGACUUUGAAAGCGGCUCCAUCAAGAACGAGGAGGAGGCCAAGGAGGCCCCGGUGACGCUGGAGGAUACCGCCGUGUCGGACAGCCUGGAGCAGAUGAAGGCUGUGUACAACAACUUCCUCUCCAAUUCCUACUGGUCCAACCUCAGCCUCAACCUGCACCAGGCGUCAUCCGAGAAGAACAACGGCGGCCGCAGCAGCAGCAGCAGCAGCAGCAGUAGCAGCAGCUGCGGCAGCGGCAGCUUCGACUGGCACCAGAGCGCCAUGGCCAAGACGCUGCAGCAGGUGUCGCAGAGCCGCGUACUGCCCGAGCCCAGCCUCUUCAGCACCGUGCAGCUCUACCGGCAGAGCAGCAAGCUGUACGGCUCCAUCUUCACGGGCGCCAGCAAGUUCCGCUGCAAGGACUGCAGCGCCGCCUACGACACCCUGGUGGAGCUGACGGUGCACAUGAACGAGACCGGUCACUACCGUGACGACAACCACGAGACGGACAACAACAACCCGAAGCGCUGGUCCAAGCCGCGCAAGCGCUCCCUGCUGGAGAUGGAGGGCAAGGAGGACGCCCAGAAGGUGCUGAAGUGCAUGUACUGUGGCCACUCCUUCGAGUCCCUCCAGGACCUGAGCGUCCAUAUGAUCAAAACGAAACACUACCAAAAAGUGCCUCUGAAGGAACCCGUCACACCCGUCACAGCCAAAAUCAUCCCCGCCGCUCGGAAGAAACCCUCACUGGAGCUGGAGCUGCCCAGCUCCCCGGAUUCCACGGGCGGGACCCCCAAAGCCACCCUGUCGGACGCCGGUGACGCUCUGCAGAAGACCUCCAAUCCCUACAUCACGCCAAAUAACCGGUACGGCCACCAGAACGGGGCCAGUUACGCGUGGCACUUCGAGGCCCGCAAGUCGCAGAUCCUGAAGUGCAUGGAGUGUGGCAGUUCCCACGACACGCUGCAGGAGCUCACGGCCCACAUGAUGGUCACCGGCCACUUCAUCAAGGUCACGAACUCGGCCAUGAAGAAGGGGAAGCCCAUCAUGGAGACGCCCGUCACACCCUCCAUCACGACCUUGCUGGACGAGAAGGUGCAGUCGGUGCCCCUGGCAGCCACCACCUUCACGUCCCCCGCGAACACGCCCGCCAGCGUCUCGCCGAAGCUGACCGUGGAGGUCAAGAAGGAGGCGGACAAGGAGAAGCCGGUCACGGAGGAAAAACCCAAGGAGAAGGACAAGCCGAGCGAGGAAGAGGAGAAGUAUGACAUUUCUUCCAAGUACCACUAUUUGACUGAAAAUGACUUAGAAGAGAGCCCCAAGGGGGGUCUCGACAUCCUCAAAUCCCUGGAGAACACAGUGACGUCGGCAAUCAACAAGGCGCAGAAUGGCACCCCCAGCUGGGGGGGCUACCCCAGCAUCCACGCCGCCUACCAACUCCCCAACAUGAUGAAGUUGUCCCUGGGCUCCUCAGGGAAAAGCACAGCCCUGAAGCCCAUGUUUGGCAACAGUGAACUUGUAUCUCCCACCAAAACCCAGACCCUGGUCUCUCCGCCCAGCAGUCAGAGCUCCCCAAUGCCCAAGGCCAACUUUCACGCCAUGGAGGAACUGGUGAAAAAAGUCACUGAGAAAGUUGCCAAAGUGGAGGAGAAGAUGAAGGAGCCGGAGGGCAAGCUGUCCCCACCCAAGAGGGCCACGCCGUCCCCCUGCAGCAGUGAGCACAGCGAGUCCACGAAGAUGGAGGCUUCCAGUGACGGUGGCUUCAAAAGCCAGGAGAGCAGUCCCAGCCCCCCGCGGGACGGCUGCAGCAAGGAGGGGAGCCCCGGGGCCGAGCCGCUGGAGAACGGCAAGGAGCUGUCCAAGGGCCUGAGCGGCGGCCUGAGCGGCAGCACGGCCAUCAUCACUGACCACCCGCCGGAGCAGCCCUUCGUGAACCCCCUGAGCGCCCUGCAGUCGGUCAUGAACAUCCACCUCGGCAAGGCCGCCAAGCCCUCCCUGCCGGCGCUGGACCCCAUGAGCAUGCUCUUCAAGAUGAGCAACAGCCUGGCCGAGAAGGCGGCGGUGGCCACCCCACCACCCCUGCAAGCCAAGAAGGCCGACCCUCUGGACCGCUAUUUCUACCAUGUCAACAACGACCAGCCCAUAGACCUGACAAAAGGGAAGAGUGACAAGGGCUGUUCUUUGGGUUCGGGGCUUCUGUCCCCCACGUCCACGUCCCCGGCCGCUUCCUCAUGCACGGUGACAGCCGCCAAGACCUCUGCCGUCGCUUCCUUCCUGUCAACCUCGCCGCUGCGCGAGAACGCCUUGUCAGAUAUGUCAGAUAUGCUGAAGAACCUGACAGAGAGCCACACGUCCAAAUCCUCCACGCCUUCCAGCCUCUCCGAGAGGUCUGACGUUGACGGGGCCACCCUGGAGGAGGCGGAGGAGUCGACGCCCGCGCAGAAGAGGAAGGGCCGCCAGUCAAACUGGAACCCCCAGCACCUGCUGAUCCUCCAGGCCCAGUUUGCUGCCAGCCUCCGGCAGACGUCCGAGGGCAAGUACGUCAUGUCCGACCUGAGCCCCCAAGAGCGCAUGCACAUCUCCAGGUUCACCGGGCUCUCCAUGACCACCAUCAGCCACUGGCUGGCCAAUGUGAAGUACCAGCUUCGAAGGACAGGUGGAACGAAGUUCCUCAAAAACUUGGACACUGGCCACCCCGUGUUCUUUUGUAAUGACUGUGCGUCCCAAAUCAGGACUCCUUCCACGUACAUCAGCCACCUAGAGUCACACCUGGGCUUCCGGCUACGGGACUUGUCUAAAUUGUCCACUGAACAGAUUAACAAUCAGAUAGCACAAACCAAGUCACCAUCAGAAAAAUUGGUGACGUCCUCCCCGGAGGAGGACCUGGGGACCUCCUAUCAGUGCAAACUUUGCAACCGGACCUUUGCGAGCAAGCAUGCGGUUAAACUUCACCUCAGCAAAACACACGGGAAAUCGCCCGAAGACCACCUGCUGUACGUCUGUGAGCUCGAGAAGCAGUAGCGUUUGCUUCUGCUGGAAGUGACUGCGGUUUGCUUUGAGGGAAACUGUGGAAGGCACCUUAAGGCCCCUCUGUCUUGUUCCUGGCACAUGUUCUUAGGUUAACUGCAGAGGACUGUUUUGUAUAACUGUACAGUGUUGAAUAGAGGUGCGUAAUCAGCUGUUGUUACUGGUAAAAUGACGAAGGUUAAAGCGCAGUGGUAAGUGUUUGGAACUUUGUGUAAAUGGGACCUAGUUGCAAGCAUCCUCUCGAUGCUUCAAGCUGCAUGCAUUAACAGACAGUUUAAUUAAGCAUUUAUAAGGAAAUCAGGCACACUUUUCCCAUGAAAUUUGGGUGUGCUGGCAUUUCUCACCCUUUCAUCUUUAGCCCUCUGAGUACUUUGAAGCACUUUUGCAUUAAUUUGGUUAAAAAAUAAAACAAAAUAAUAAUAAUAAUAUAAUGUAUGAAGCUCCGUUUUUUUAAACUCCUUACCAGCUUAAUUCUAAGGAAUAACGCGAGCCACCGUUUAUGCAGGUCUGCAGGGGUAUAACACGCCUUGAAAUUUAAAAGAAUAUUAUUUUCACAUUGAAACAUAGAUGUAUAUAUUGUAUAGAUUUCAGACUCUUAUGGAAAAAAAAUGUGAUUGUGGUUCAAUGGCCCUCUUUUUCUUGCAUCUAUAUCAACGGUGUUUUAUGUACCUGCUAUGCCCUGGACAUAAGCCUCUGUAUAGUGUAUAUUUCCUUUCUUUUUCUUUUCUAAGGGUUUGUUUGUUUCACACACAAGCACUGUAAAUUACGCAGAUUCCACAGAUUUAAAGUAUAUGGAAACAUAUCUCAAAGCAAGGUAUGACGUUUGUUUUGCUAUACAGUACAACUCUACUGGUAGGCGCUCAUGCUUAAAUUAUACGUAUUUAUUAGUACCACAUUGUCAUUUGUUUUGGGACCAGGAAAUCCAUCCCUGGAGGACAUCAUAACUCUUUUACACAUGAUUUUUUAAAAGGUAUUUAUUAGAAAUUAAAGAACUCUCAAAAUACGUUCAAUGCUCAAAGGGUUAAGUCUAUUUGAAAAGGAAAAAAAAAUGAAUAAAAAAUAAAAGAACUUGUACUGUAUUUCCUAAACAUUGAUAAAGCCUUUAAAAUGUUUGUACUGUAAUACUUUGCUUAAAAGUCACAAGGCAUUCUGUGAGAAGCCUCUCACUUAUUUAUAAGCCCUCUCUCGGUUGCUAGUUCUUAAAUUGUGGGGUGCCUUUUUAUUUCGAUUGGUAACUUUCUGUUUUCUUCCUAAUUAUUCUCCCAAGAUCCCACACUGCAGUUUUAUCUUUAGGCUUAUGAAAGGUAACCCGUGGUUACCGGCUCUCCAAGCGAUUCUGUUCUUCUCCAUUUUUGGCAGUUAAUUUGCAGAAAUAACUGACAGCUGACACCAUAUGAGAACCUAUGUAUAAGAUAUUGGCAUGUAGACAGCACAGACAGCGUAACACACUCCAUGCCCUGUUCUGUUGACAACGAAACACCAGUAUAUGAUUCUUCAUAUAACCCUUUUUUUUUUUCUACAGCAGCAUUAAAAUUGUCUUUUUGCUAUA